This is a messenger RNA of Anopheles nili, 858 nucleotides long. RefSeq names its product N-acetylneuraminate lyase B-like. The coding region runs from base 1 to 858 and encodes 285 amino acids. The transcript is spliced from 3 exons. Gene Ontology annotation, biological process: N-acetylneuraminate catabolic process. Lineage: Eukaryota; Metazoa; Arthropoda; Insecta; Diptera; Culicidae. Gene Ontology annotation, molecular function: 4-hydroxy-tetrahydrodipicolinate synthase activity; N-acetylneuraminate lyase activity. The record is from RefSeq and is a predicted model, not a curated record.
AUGAAUAACUUCAAUUUUACUGGGUUAAUGGCACCGGUGUUUACACCAUAUUUCGAACAAAACGGAAAAGUGAACAUUGAUGUAAUCGAAUCAUAUGUGCAGCUACUAGUGGCUAACAAAGUUCGUGGAAUCCUCGUUAAUGGAACCACGGGUGAAGGAAUGCUGUUAAGCACCGCUGAACGAAUGCUAGUAACGGAAGUUUGGCACGAAGCGUGCAAAAAACAUGCAAUAACGAUGAUGGUUCAGAUUGGAGGAGCUCCGUAUCCGGAUGUUGUGCAACUAGCUAAGCAUGCAUCAAAGAUUGGAGUAGAUGCCGUUUUAUGUCUUCCAGAACUAUACUUUAAACCUAAAACAAGCGAGCAGCUUGUGCGCUAUUUGAAAGGGAUAGCCGCUCAUUGCCGCACAACACCCUUCUUUUACUACCAUAUUCCAAUGUUCACAGAUGUCAACAUUUUUAUGCCAUCGUUCAUGGAUAUGGCAGAAAAAGAGAUAGAUAACUUUCGAGGCAUUAAGUACACAAAUGGUAAUCUUGAGGAGGGAAGUGCCUGUUUGAAGGAAGGGCGCAUCGUAUUCUUGGGUGCGGAUACAAUACUUUGUGCCGGAAUUGCUGCCGGUUUCGAAAGUUUCAUUUUAACGACAAUUAAUAUUUAUCCGGAAACUCUUCAUGAAAUCAUUGAAGCCAUGAACCACGGGGGGAAGCUUACAGAAGCUAGAGCUAAACAACAAACCCUGAACAAAACCAUCGCAUCCAUAUUAUCGUCAUACGGUGGCGAUUGGGUACCGGCAAUGAAGAAAGCUUUCACAAAACGGUUCCCUUCCAUUGAGAUUGGUCAAACUCGUCCGCCGUUGAACAUGUGA